AUGGCACAAAGAUUUCCAACUGGCGGGCCAAGCCCUGCACCUCCGCCAGGACCUAUGCAGCAACAGCAGCAACGCUAUCCCGGCUCUGGCCAGCCACCAGGCUCACCGAUGCCACCGCGGCCCUAUCCGGGUCCUAAUUUCCCAGCACGGAGCGGUUUCCCGGCGGCGGGCGGGGGAGUGGGCGUGGGGGCGGGCGGCGGCGUGGGGGCGGGGCGGGGCGCGGGCGCGGCGGGCGCGUACGGGGGCGCGGGGGCGGCGGUGGGGGCGGGGGCGGGGGGCCCGGGGGGCGCGCGCCCGCCGCCGCCGCAGCCGCAGAAGCGCGCCGCCGACGCGCGCAGCCCCAUGCCGCCGCAACACAAGCCCAACAUGUACAACACGGAAGUCUACUGCGGGGGGGCGGCGGGCGGGAAGCGCAAGAAACGUCUGGCUGACAAAAUCCUCCCCCAGAAGGUGCGGGACCUGGUGCCGGAGUCGCAGGCCUACAUGGACCUGCUCGCGUUCGAGCGCAAGCUGGACGCCACCAUCAUGCGCAAGCGCCUCGACAUCCAGGAGGCGCUCAAGCGGCCCAUGAAGCAGAAGCGGAAGCUGCGUAUCUUCAUCUCCAACACCUUCUAUCCAGGACAAGGAGACAACGCCGUCGCCUCGUGGGAGUUGCGCGUCGAGGGCAGGCUGCUCGACGAUUCGAAGAAUGAUCCCAACAAGGUAGCGACAAGAUCACACAUAUUUCGUAUGUCGAAAGACGAUCGAGUUUAA
Diatraea saccharalis (sugarcane borer) is the source of this 753-nucleotide messenger RNA. The record is from the annotation of a GenBank genome assembly. Lineage: Eukaryota; Metazoa; Arthropoda; Insecta; Lepidoptera; Crambidae.